This is a messenger RNA of Stegodyphus dumicola, 1169 nucleotides long. Its product is annotated as S-formylglutathione hydrolase. Gene Ontology annotation, molecular function: S-formylglutathione hydrolase activity. Gene Ontology annotation, cellular component: cytosol. NCBI's taxonomy places the organism in Eukaryota, Metazoa, Arthropoda, Arachnida, Araneae, Eresidae. The record is from RefSeq and is a predicted model, not a curated record. Gene Ontology annotation, biological process: formaldehyde catabolic process.
AGCGCAGAUUAUCCAAUCAAAUUUAGACAUAUUCCUGUCUGCAAGCGUUUAAAUUCGAAACCUAUAAAAAAACCUAAACACUGGUAAAAUACUGAAUUUGAUUGGUUGUGAAUCAGAGUGUAUUAAAUAUUAUUCACUUGGAGAUUAAUCACGUGCUCUAUCGAUAUUUUUAAAGUUUAAGAUCACGUGCGAUUUAAAAACUUGCUCAUUACGGUGGAAGCGUUUAGCGUGUGUUAUAUGAGAUUUUAAAAUUAGUGCAUCGAACGUUAGUUUUUAUGGCAAAAGCAACAUUAGUCUCAUCUUCAAAAUGUUUUGGAGGGUUCCAAAAGGUUUUCCGUCACACAAGCCAGGAAUUAAACUGCGAGAUGAAUUUUUCAAUUUAUAUUCCACCACAAGCAGCCAAUAAAAGGUGCCCUGUUCUUUAUUGGCUAUCUGGUCUCACAUGCACGGAACAAAAUUUUAUAAUAAAAUCUGGUUUUCAGCGUCAUGCUGCUAAGCAUGGAAUAAUUGUAGUGGGCCCAGAUACAAGUCCUCGUGGUUGUGGGAUAGAAGGGGAAGAAGACUCUUGGGAUUUUGGUACAGGAGCUGGAUUUUACGUGGAUGCUACCGAGGAAAAGUGGAAGGUGCAUUACAGAAUGUAUUCCUAUGUUACUAAAGAGCUUCCAGACCUUAUCGAUAAAGAAUUUCCAACAAAUGGAAAAAUAUCGAUAUUUGGCCACAGCAUGGGUGGACAUGGAGCUUUAAUAUGUGCUUUGAAAAAUCCCACUAAAUAUACUAGUGUGUCUGCUUUUGCUCCAGUGAGUAAUCCUACGGAAUGUCCUUGGGGGCAGAAAAUAUUUACUGGGUAUUUAGGGGCAAACCAAGAUACUUGGUCAAAAUAUGAUGCCACCGUAUUAGCCAAAGACUAUAAUGGACCGGAAAUUACCAUACUCAUUGACCAGGGUACCGAGGAUUGUUAUUUGAAAGAGCAGCUGCUUCCUGAGCACUUCGUUAAUGCUUGUAAAGGAACCAAAAUUACAGCGAAACUAAGAAUGCAAGAAGGUUAUGACCAUAGCUUCUAUUUUAUAUCAACAUUUCUUGAAGAUCAUUUUGAUUACCAUGCAAAAUAUUUGCAAUGAAGAUCACUGGAUGUAACAAAAAUAAAAUUCAUUUUUAUAUAUUGUGUUUAA